Messenger RNA from Cynara cardunculus var. scolymus (artichoke), 1926 nucleotides. RefSeq names its product zinc finger MYM-type protein 1-like. NCBI's taxonomy places the organism in Eukaryota, Viridiplantae, Streptophyta, Magnoliopsida, Asterales, Asteraceae. The record is from RefSeq and is a predicted model, not a curated record. Bases 1 to 1926 code for a protein of 641 amino acids. Gene Ontology annotation, molecular function: protein dimerization activity. The transcript has a single exon.
AUGCUUCCUCGAUUACUACCCUCGGGUGCUCAAGAUAGGAAAAGAAAGGAAAGGCAAGAAGAAAUUGCUCAAUCGAGUAAUAAUGAAACACUUGAUAUAGAGCUACAAGAUUUUAUAAAAAAGGAUAUUGAUCAUUGGAAAGAAGUUUUGGUUAGAAUAAUUGCUGUUAUUAAAUGUCUAGCAAAGAAUAAUAUAGCUUUUCGUGGGAAAAAUGAAAAAUCUUUUGAAGAAUCUAAUGGUAACUUCUUAGGCUUAAUUGAAAUGAUUGCUGAGUUUGAUCCGGUUAUGAAACAACACUUUCAGCGUAUCAAAGAAAAAAGAACUCAUCAUCAUUGUCUUAGCCACAAAAUUCAAAAUGAAUUGAUUGACAUGUUGGCAUCUAAUGUUAAGAGUGCAAUCAUUAAAAAGAUCAAAGAGGCAAAAUAUUUUUCAGUUAUUCUUGAUUGUACUCCGGAUGCAAGUCAUCAAGAACAAAUGACUUUGAUUAUAAGAUGUGUUGACGUGUCCAACUCUCCUAUACAAGUAGAAGAGUUCUUUUUAGAGUUUUUGGUGGUAGAAGAUACAUCUGGUUUAGAACUUUUUAAUGUAUUACAAGAUGUUUUGAAAUCACUUGAUUUGGAUAUCAAUUAUGUUCGGGGACAAGGGUAUGACAAUGGCUCUAAUAUGAAAGGGAAACAUCAAGGUAUGCAAAAAAGAUUACUUGAUAUAAAUCCUAGAGCCUUUUAUAUGCCAUGUGGUUGUCAUAGUCUUAAUUUAGUUUUAUGUGAUAUGGCAAAUUCUUGUCACAAAGCAAAAACCUUUUUUGGUACUUGUCAAGCCAUAUACAAUGUCUUUUCUAAUUCUACAAAAAGAUGGACUGUUUUAUUAGAAUACAUUGAUGAUUUGACUUUGAAAUCUUUAUCUGCCACCCGAUGGGAAAGUCAUAUUGAAAGUGUUAAAGCUAUCAAAACUCAAGUUGGCCAAAUUAGAGAUGCUUUAAUACAAUUGGCUCAAGUAAGUGAGGAUGGAAGAGUGUGUAGGGAAGCCGAGUCUUUGGUUAAUGGUGAGCUUUCAAGUUUUGAGUUUAUUGUAAGUUUGGUUAUUUGGCAUGAAAUUCUAUAUAGAAUUAAUUUAGUUAGCAAGAAGUUACAGUCUAAAGAUAUGCUUCUUGAUAUUGCAAUACAAAAUCUAAAAGGAUUAGUUGAAUAUUUUGAGAAAUAUAGGGAAAAUGGGUUUACACGUGCAAUUCGUGAAGCUAAAGAGAUUGCAAGUAAUAUUGGAGUUGAACCUGAGUUUGCUGUAAAACGUUUUUUCUCAAGGAAAAAACAAUCUGAUGAAAUUCCAAAUACGGAGAAAGAACAACAAUCCGCUCAAGAGACAUUUAGAACUGAUUAUUUUCUUGUUUUAGUUGAUAUGGCUCUUUUGCAGUUACGAACCAGAUUUGAACAAAUGCAAGAAUUUGAAUCUAUGUUUGGUUUCUUGUUUGAUGGGCGAAGUUUGGUUACUUUAAAUAAUGACGAGUUAAAAAAAUGUUGUUUGAACCUUGAACUUGCUUUAACAAAUGGUAAUGAUUCUGAUAUUGAUGGCAAAUAUUUAUUUAUGGAUUUACAAGCUUUGCAGGUAAUGCUACCAAAAGAAGCAUCUAAGAGUGGAAAUCCUUGGACAUCCAUACAGAUUAUGGAAUUCGCAAAGAAAAUGGACGUGUUUCCACAUGUCUUGCUUGCUUACAGGAUACUAUUGACCGUACCGGUCACCGUAGCAUCUGCAGAAAGAAGCUUUUCAAAGUUAAAGGUGUUGAAGUCAUAUCUACGGUCCACCAUGAGUCGAGAAAAAUUGAACGAGUUAGCAAUCUUGAGUCUUGAGAAUAAGUUUUUAGCUAAUAUUAGUUAUGAUGAAGUGAUAGAUAUUUUUGCUUCAAAAAACACAAGUAGGCAUCAUGUUAGGUGA